Molecule: messenger RNA, 1684 nt
Organism: Electrophorus electricus (electric eel)
Lineage: Eukaryota; Metazoa; Chordata; Actinopteri; Gymnotiformes; Gymnotidae
Source: RefSeq, a predicted model, not a curated record
GUUCUUUCUAGUGAAAUAGCUGCACAAAUAAGUACCUUUGCACAUGGUUUAUAGAGUAACCUUUGGCAUGAACCAAGGUUUCAUUCUUUGGGCAAAAGGUGUCAAUCAGCUGAACUCUGUGACCACCGCUGCAUUUGGAGAGAACGUGACUCUCCAGUGCUUUCUGCUGGAAGAGGACAACACCGAUCCCAUCGUUUGGUACCAGCAAAAAACAGGACAGGAGCCUCGUAUAAUGGCCAUGACUCAGAAAUCAGUAGAGACUUCCUCUUACUACAGUGAAUUUAAACCUCCAAAGUUCACUGUUGUGAAGGGAAGAGGGUUCUGUCAUUUGAACAUUUCUAGCAUUGAACCUUCAGAUGAAGCCAUGUAUUACUGUGGCAUUAGAAGGUUUGAGAUUGUGUUUGGAAAGGGAGCAUUGUUAUCAGUGAAAGGAUAUUUAAAUAAAAAUGAUAAAUAUCAAGUAUCAGUGGUCCAAAGUCCAGUGCUGGGUGUGGUUUCCCCAGGAGAGUCAGUGUCUCUGCAGUGCACCGUCCUCUCUGAGAGGAGAACAGCAGAACUCCGAGUGCUCUGGUUCAGAGCUGCUGCAGGAGACUCCCAUCCUGAAAUCAUUUACAAUCAUCACAACAGCAGCCAUCAGUGUGAGAUCAGCUCUUCUCCACACAGCUGUGUGUACAACCUCUCCAAGAGUGUCCUCAACCUCUCUGAUACUGGCACUUACUACUGCGCUGUGGCCACCUGUGGCAAGAUCCUUCUUGGAAAUGGGACGACAGUAGAUUUGACCAAGACUGUUGGUCCUGCAGUGAUCUGGCUGGGAGCAGCUUUGGGAGCUUGUGUAAUUGUGAUCUUUGCUCAAGCCAUUUUAAUUUGUAAAUGGAGAAAUUGUCGACCCAGCAGUGAGAAACAAAGCACUGCUACAGUGAGAAAAAUCAAUCAGGACCAUGAUAGUGUGGAGCUGAGUUAUGCUGCCCUGCGUUUUAACGGGAGGAAAACUGGAAGAAAUCACAGGGAGAAGGAAUGGCCUCAAGACUGCGUGUACUCUGAUAUCAGAUGUCCCACUGUUACUGACCAAAGCUUGUUUGAUUAAAUCUCUUUGCCCUGCUGAUGAGCAUAAUUUACAAAUUUAGCAAAUACUGCCUUUUACACAGCACCAAUUCUGCUUCACAGUGUGUAAAAUGUUUUAAUUUCUAUUUGGGAAAAUAUUGACUAGAAAUAUUGAAGUCCCAUGUAAUGUCCCCAUCCACGUCUAUAAUUUGAUAAUUUGGUUAUUUAAUAUGCAGACAUCAUCAACAUGCAUAUGCAUUCCUUUCCUUUAUCAACACAGGCUUUUGCAAUCACAGCGUUCAGCACAAACAGACUGAGAGUCGGUGCUGGAUCCUUAAAUAUGAAGCUCUAUUUGAUGGUAGUGAGAUGAUGGUAAAGUGGUAAAGAUGAAUUCAGUAAGCUUAAGCUAAGGAUGUGUUCUUAUUUGUGCUUCUGAUCCUUCUGCACACUUUACUGAAAAAUGUACAGAUAUAAGGGGCGAAUGACUGGUCCUAAGAAAUGUAAAUGUAGGAUCCAGAAAUCUAAUUGUGCUCUGUUAAUUCCUUUUCUGCUUGUACAUUUUGUAGAUAAUUAUGAUAAUCUCACCCUGCGGCAACACUGUAUUAAUACAUUUUAUCUUGUUUUCAAACGUGGUGUAACUGCU